AUAUAGGUUAAUAAAAAGUAGCAUCAGCCAUUGUAAUCAAUAUGCUAUUGGAUACAAAUAAAUCUUGAAUAUUUGCUAAAUAUCCAAUAAAUAGAUAUUAUAUUAUCGUUUAAAUAGAUAAGAGUUAUUUCCGGUUCAAUAAAAAAAAAAUUCUUUGUGUUUGUAAUAUACAAUAAAUAAAUUGUAGUACGUUAAUUUAACUCACAAUUAUCGACAUGGCAUCUCAGGUGUACGAAUUCAAUGUAGAAAUGAUGUGUGAAGGAUGUGCCAAUGCUGUAACAAAUGUACUUAAUAAGAAAGAAGGUGUUAAUGAUGUACAAAUAGAUCUACAAGAAAACAAAGUAUUUGUCACAUCUAUACUUCCUUCUGAUGAAAUAUUACAGACUAUUAAAAAAAGUGGAAAGGCAUGCAAAUUUUUAGGAAUAAAGAAAUAAAUAUAAUAUAUAUUUAAUUAUAUUUCGUUAUAUCAUAAAAUUUAUUUUAUUCUAUAAAAUUAUUGUAUUAAAUGUAGCUCUUUUUACAUUAAAAUUUCAAAUCAUGCAUAAAAAAAAUA
This is a messenger RNA of Apis florea (little honeybee), 553 nucleotides long. RefSeq names its product Antioxidant 1 copper chaperone (gene Atox1). Gene Ontology annotation, cellular component: cytosol. Lineage: Eukaryota; Metazoa; Arthropoda; Insecta; Hymenoptera; Apidae. The record is from RefSeq and is a predicted model, not a curated record. Gene Ontology annotation, biological process: copper ion transport. Gene Ontology annotation, molecular function: copper chaperone activity; metal ion binding.